AUGGCGCAUGCAAUGCGCCUAGGUGAAGUGCCCCCAGUCUUCAAAAUCGACCUCUCUCUCCCUCCAUCACAAAGAUACAUACACGUCGCAAGACAAUACCGCAACCACCUAGUUUCCAUAACAGGUCUCUUCGACCAACUCAUCGCCGAUGCCCUCCCCAAAUCCCUCUUACCAUGGAUCAAAAGACUAUCACGCAUUUUCCUGCGCCGCCUAUACACCCAUGAAGAAACAGAAGAAAUCAAAGGCAUCAGCCGCGCCACAGGAAUAGAAAUGUACCUAUUAGUCUCAUUCAACGUGCUCCUGGACCUACUAAUGGGCUGCACAAGCGGUGCAGCACUAACAAAACUCGACAACCCCGCAGGGGGGCAAUCGCAACCUCGACUUCUGCAUUUCCGAACCCUAGACUGGGGUAUGGACGAGCUCCGAAAGUUGCUCGUCUGCUUUGAAUAUGUCCGCGGACCGGAUUAUGACACCGUCCUGGCGACGAACAUCACCUACAUUGGCUUUGUGGGCGUCUUAACCGGUGUCAGGAGAGGACUUAGUGUUUCUCUGAAUUUUAGACCGAACCAUGAUACGAGCAGUUGGCUGCGUAAUUAUCGCUAUUAUGGAAGUCAUUUACUUGUGCUUCUCGGAAUGCGACGGUCUGUAUCCUCUCUGCUAAGGAGAUAUAUCAUUCCUUCGGAUGGGUUGUCUCCCCUGCCCGCUCUCGACGAUGUCUGGCCGACGGUAAUGCGGACACCGUCUACAGCUGCAUACCUGAUCUUUUGCGAUGGGGUCGAUGCAGUGGUCCUGGAAAAGGACCACCGGACAGCUCACGUAGAACGACAAUCUUCUUUCAUCGUCGCAACAAAUAGUGACCAUGUCACUCCCUCAGCGACAGAAAACAGACACCAAGACGACCAUGUCGGUGCAGCCCUAGGGACAGGGGUGGCUGUCUCGGUCGUGGACCUCAUCGAAGACAGCGAAGAACGGAGGAAAUUCAUGCAAGCGCACUGGGAUAAGAAAGUCAGGCAGGCGAGGAAGGCAGCCUUAAUCCCAGAAUGUACAUACUCAACUGCCCGCCAAGAUCCUAUGAGACGCACUCGCGCGUCUCAGAGACGGGGAGGCCGAUCGGCAUAUGAAAUCAUUCCGAAUGGGUCCUCUUUGCAUACUCCUAGCUCGGGUACGUUGGUGGACUCCCAAGUCACAGCUACGCUUCAGGAAGUUAUUAAAUGGACGACAACAUACCCGACUACUAAUGAGAUGACCCAUUUCGCGGCGGUGAUGGAUCCCACGGAGGGAAAGGUUGUCUGGAUUAGGCGGUACUUGGAACCAUUAGAAUUCGAUACACACUAUUAA
Messenger RNA from Aspergillus nomiae NRRL 13137, 1338 nucleotides. RefSeq lists its product as uncharacterized. Gene Ontology annotation, molecular function: hydrolase activity, acting on carbon-nitrogen (but not peptide) bonds. Bases 1 to 1338 code for a protein of 445 amino acids. Lineage: Eukaryota; Fungi; Ascomycota; Eurotiomycetes; Eurotiales; Aspergillaceae. The transcript has a single exon. The record is from RefSeq and is a predicted model, not a curated record.